Messenger RNA from Volvox carteri f. nagariensis, 483 nucleotides. RefSeq lists its product as uncharacterized. The transcript has 3 exons. NCBI's taxonomy places the organism in Eukaryota, Viridiplantae, Chlorophyta, Chlorophyceae, Chlamydomonadales, Volvocaceae. The record is from RefSeq and is a predicted model, not a curated record. The coding region runs from base 1 to 483 and encodes 160 amino acids.
AUGCCUCCGAAAAUGGCAUGCCAAUCACAAGUCCCACCUCAGACCCUUUCGCCCACCAACUUGGGCGCUUACGGCACGCCUUCGCCAAGCCUGCAGCAGCCGCAGCAGCCAAGCACCGCAGCCAAGCCGCCCAUCAACAUAGCUGACCUGUGGGCGCAGUUAGCAGCGGCGUCGCCAACCGGCGGAGGCCGCGAUCGCUCCUUCGGCCGCUCACCUUCAAGUAAGCGCCUCAUCUUCCGGCAGCAACUGCUCGUGGGAAGCAUGGCAUGUCACGAUGAGGACGUCCUGCACGCGAACCACACCAACGCUGAGUUCAACGUGCUCCUGGCCGAGGGCCGAAAGUACAGAGACGACUUCCAGGCGCAGCACGGUGCCAAGCCCGCCAGCAGCGACGUAAUCGUCAUCCGCUCCCACCGCGCUGCCAAACCCAAACUCCCUGGGGUUGGACACUCGGUGCUCACCGCAUCCUCAACGGUGUUAUAG